Messenger RNA from Bipolaris oryzae ATCC 44560, 2166 nucleotides. RefSeq lists its product as uncharacterized. Lineage: Eukaryota; Fungi; Ascomycota; Dothideomycetes; Pleosporales; Pleosporaceae. The coding region runs from base 1 to 2166 and encodes 721 amino acids. Gene Ontology annotation, biological process: regulation of DNA-templated transcription. Gene Ontology annotation, cellular component: nucleus. The transcript has 6 exons. Gene Ontology annotation, molecular function: DNA-binding transcription factor activity, RNA polymerase II-specific; zinc ion binding. The record is from RefSeq and is a predicted model, not a curated record.
AUGCUGCGGAGAAAUGGAAAGCCGAGGUCAUGUGAACCGUGUCGCAUAUCAAAGAUUAGGUGCGACCAUGCAACACCUACCUGCCAGAAGUGCCAUGCUCGCGGGAUCACGGAGCAAUGCUUCUAUCACCCUAAUCCGAUGACCAAGCCGGCCGGAACACCACGGAAGAAACCAGAGUCACGUCGGAGAAAACUAGACGGGCAAUCUAUAAACGGUCAAGGAAGGCUGGCGUCACUAACACUCAGUCCCCCGACUCUCAGAAAUGAUGCAGAUCCAGGAGCGGUGAGUAAUAAAUGGCCAACACCGCCAGAACCUACCGCCAGAACACCGCAAAAUGUGUCUCAUCCAGCGAGGAACUUUUUCUUGGGAUCAACGAGCUAUGCCUCCGUCUUCACGGGUGAGCAUCCGUUACCCACGCCAAUGGACGAAGAAUCCUCGGAGCAACCUAUUCCGACUUCUCCGCCUAGUAGGAGCAUGGGACAUCGUCACUGUCAAUUUGCUCUGGGAAAUCUGAUAGUUUCGUCCCUCUCACCGUUCGGUUUCUUCGAAAAGUCUUUAAAAUUGUACUUCGAAACACAAAAAGCCUCUCCUAUCGUUGGGCCGCUGAUACUCUCUGCACUUCCUCAGCUUCGCAAAGACAUGGAACUAUUGAAGUCUGCUGAUAACGAUGUAUAUUCAUUGUAUGCCGAGAUGACCAGGAACACCGCACGGCCCAUGAAAGUGCCUGCAGGCAUGCGACCAGCUGAGUUUCACACGUUGUUCACUGGACAAAACUUGAGAUGGGAGAUAUUAGGCCUUGUUUUGGUUCUUGCUGGUUCCAAGGCUCAAUUUACGGCGCCGAAUGAUCCCAUGUUCACACUAGAGGGAGGCGAGGUGAUGAACAAGGACGAGUUUAUUGAAGAUGUCAUGCAUGCUACUAACGUAUGUAUCAGCAUUUGCCAGACGCAUGGCGCAGUGAAUGAGAUAAUGGUAUGUCUUGUCUACAUCAAUAUGCUAGUAGUUAGUAAUUAUUAUGGAGACAAUUACCAUGGAACAUGGCGACGCAUGGGCGAUAGUGUCAGUGCCUUGUACGCUGCAGGGAUACACUGCGAAGCCUCCAGUUCCGAAGGAGACAAUCAUGAACCCUUCUUCAUGCGGGAGUUUAGAAGAAGGCUAUAUGCUGCAAUUUACCGCUCGGACAAGACUCUAGCCGUGUUUUACGGGCGACCUCCAUUGAUGGGUUGGAGGUACAGUGACCGCAAGAUGCUACUAGAUAUCAGUGAUCAAGCCACCACCUCGGAAGAUGGGACUUUACUGAAUGCAGAGCUUUCGAAACUCGACAGUGCGGGCUGGAACACUGAAGGAUUCCUGAAUCCUGCUACAUUCGUUCGCCUGAGUUGUCAGCUUAGUGUCUUCAAAGAAAGGUUGCUAGAACAAAGUCUUGCUGGAGAGAAAGACAGUGAAGUGGUACGAAACAUAGAAGCAAUUUCGGCAGAGUGCGCAGAAUGGUGGCACGCACUACCGGCGUACCUCCGAUAUGAGACAUACACAGACGAUGCUGCCUGGAAUGUUCGAGGACCCGGAGUAGCUGUACGCCUCAUCGCCUGUUAUCUCGAUUAUCUACACUUGGAAUUCCAAACACAACGUCUUCUCCACAAGAUAACGCAACAAGCACUUCCCGCAUUAUUGGAAGUAUCGCUUAAACUCCUUGCCACAUCCAUUGUAUCAACCAUGCCCAAUAAUCGCGUCUACGAGACCCGUCGCCACUUCCCUACCGUUGUCCUCUUCUACUGCUUCCCAGCCGCUGGUGUAAUAGCUCUGGAGCUACGCCGCUGUACAAUCGAGGGCGUUCAGCUCCCAAGCACAAUCUCGCGUGCAGACGUGAUACGGAAUCUUUCGAUACUAACAUCAUGCCUCGAAUGGAUCAUUCUACCCGGCGACGGAAAUCACAGACUCUGCAGCGAACUCAACAAGAUGCUUGCGGUGGUGUUAGACGAAGUUCUCAACUAUGAACCGCCUGCAAACCGCAAUCAGGAGAGCGGGGAGGAUGCAGAGAAUAUGAUGGCGGGUGCUGGACAGGGGAUUCUUGAUAUGCCGAUCAUUGAGGGGCUAGAGCCGAUACCUACUGAGGCAGAGGAUUUUCUCAAUUGGUUGGAUAAUGCUACGUGGAAUGGGACAGUGAGCUGA